This is a messenger RNA of Protopterus annectens (West African lungfish), 716 nucleotides long. Its product is annotated as interferon lambda-3-like. Gene Ontology annotation, biological process: positive regulation of immune response; defense response to virus; innate immune response. Gene Ontology annotation, molecular function: cytokine activity. The transcript is spliced from 6 exons. Lineage: Eukaryota; Metazoa; Chordata; Ceratodontiformes; Protopteridae. The coding region runs from base 159 to 716 and encodes 185 amino acids. The record is from RefSeq and is a predicted model, not a curated record.
UGCUUCUGUGUAACAACUUCAUCAUAGCAUAUGCCAACUAAUAGGUGAUAGUGGAAAUUGUUAUUCAGAAUCGAGUAUAAAAAUGAAAGGAGUAGCCAAGAAUAAAACGACGAGUGACCGACCAGAAGAGAUCAGAAGAAUUAAAAACAAGUGCAAAAAUGGAUAUGGUAAUUAUACUGCUGAUGGCCAUAACAAUGCAGGCAGCCCAAGUGCAUUUGUCCCAGUUUUAUAAUGAAGCACUUACUUCAAACUCAUGUGCAUCUUUAUCCAAAUACCGAUCACUGGCUCCAAACGCAAUGAUAGCAUUUCAAAAGCUAAGGGAUCAGUACGAGGCUACCUGCUCCACACCAAAGUGCAAAGGGAGAAGUUUUACAACCACUGCUGAGCUAAAGGAACUUAAGGUCUCAGAACGACUAAUUCUGGUGAAGAAGGAGUUUGAAGUGUUUACAAAUUCUCUGCAAAACAAUAGACGGUGGGAUACAACAAACACUCAGAUGGCAGUUGAAACUCUGAUGCAAAUUUCGACGGACUUAAAAGCCUGUGUGAAUUCUACUGCUAUAAAAUCAUACAGCAGAAACCUAAGAAGACAUUUGAGGAAACUUAAACUGUAUGAAAAGCCUUCAGAGUGCAGAAAAGCCAAAAUGUUUUCAAGCCUCCUGGAAUUAGUCAACGAGCAUCUCAAAUGUGUAGCAAAGCUGAAACUAUGCACUAAAUAA